AUUUGUCAGCUCUUUGUAAUUUAAAGGUUCUUAUUUCUAAAGCAACGUUGGCCUUCAGGUUUUUCUUAAAAUUGUUUUGUUUUUGGAGUCAGAGCAACAGGACAACCGUCUUUCAAAUUGUAAGGUUUGUGAAAAUCUCCCCCCAUGUCUUAUCUCACUCAGGGGUGAACCUUAACUCUAGAUAACAGGCUGCAGACUGUUUCAGCAAAUCCUCACAGAGCGCCUGGAGGAGUGAGGAGGUCGAGUGUCGUUGUGUGGAGAACUCCUCGCUCCAAGAUUCCGAUUGUUUCCAGCGUGACCGGCUGGCACAAUCUUAACCCAACUCAUUUUUCUGUUACGCAUGUGAACUCCAAGAGGGCGGAGGCCCGGAUCACAGAGAGGUGUGAAACGCGAUCUCGUUCCCUGUGACUCAGACAUUACAUUUCCAUGGAUACAGGUGGACGUUGGCGUGCGUCAAGCCCAUCCUCAGCGAGGCUGGAACUCUGAGACUCCGUGGAACCACUGAGCCGGAUCCAGAAGAUUAAAUUCAUGUUUGGCACACGUCUGAAUCACCACCUUGUACCAGGUUACGGACUUGACCUUCCUCAGAUGCACUUAUAGCGCACAGCGCUGACUUGAUUCGCAGCACUGCAGUUACUGCCAAGAACCCAGAAUGGAAGGAGACGGCGGCCUGGACGUUACCUGUCUGAACAAGUACUGCAACAGCUCCUCGUCCUCCUCAUCCAGCUCGGACCAAGACAGGAAGCUUUUUAUGAAGCUGAAGCUCAACUUGUCCGGGGAUUAUCCAAGAAAGAACGCAGAGUUUCUCAGCGGGCAGUAUGGGAUCAAUUUGUUUCUGAUCGGGGUGGCGCUGAUGCUGGCCGUUGCGCGGGAUAACCCCUCAGUGGAGGAGUCCCACCUGCUGGCCUUCGUCACCUGCCUGAUGGUUCUCCAGCUGAUCUGGAUGAUGUGGUACAUUCUGCUCCGGGAGAGGCGUAAGAACACCCGAACUGAGAGGGAUGUCAAUGCCACCACGUCUUGGAUUAGAGGUGCUUUAACUGUCCUCGCAGUCCUCUCUCUCGUCAUGGAUGCCUUCAGAAUCGGAUAUUUUGUGGGCUUCUCGUCUUGUCUGUCGGCUGCUUAUGCAGUAUAUCCUGUCGUCCACGCAACCCACACCAUAGCACAGGUACAUUUUCUGUGGUUUCACAUCAAGGAUGUUGUUAAAAGUUUGGAAAUAUUUGAGAGAUUUGGUGUAAUUCAUGCAGUUUUUACUAACGUCCUGCUGUGGUGCAACGGGGUGAUGUCGGAGGCAGAGCACUUCAUGAACAACCACAUCAGAAGACUUUCCUUCCUGGAUUCGGAAAACAUCACCAUAGUGGCCUCAGAGCCGGUGUGCAACAGUACCACAAGCUCCAGCACAAGCUCCCUCUUCUCCAGGGGCCUGGUGUAUCUCUUCCCCUUCAACGUGGAGUACCACAUCUUUGUCUCCGUUCUGCUCUUCGUCAUGUGGAAGAACAUCGGGCGCACUAUUUCUUCAAACAAGAAGAGUUUGGUCACAAAAAGCCAGGGCUUGACUUUAGGGCCCAUUUUGGGUCUUCUGGCGCUGGCCAGCACAAUCGCAGUGUUGGUGGUCUACAUUACCCGUAUAGAAGGGGUCCUCGAGCUGCGCCAGUCCGCUGUUUCCAUGUUCUACAUUUAUGGCAUCGUCAUGCUGGCGGUUAUGUGCUUUUCCGGUGCUUUGGGUCUGCUCAUAUACAGAGCAGACCACGUGCCUCUGGACACCUCCAAGAACACGUCGAGACAGCUGGACACAGAGCUGCUGUUUGGAUCCUCCUUAGGCUCCUGGUUCAUGUCCUGGUGCAGCAUUGUAGCUGUGCUGUGCACUGAAAGCAAGGCUUCAUAUCGCUGGACCAACUUUGUCUACUCCAUCUUCAUCGUGCUGGAAAAGUAUCUCCAGAACCUUUUUAUUAUCGAGUCUCUUUAUCGCCAGCAAGAGCGAGCUGAGAGGUCCGACCCAGAACUGCUGGCCGGGUCGGAAAUUUUCUCGGUGACGUCCUCCAUGGCUCCGCCGUUCAGCGGCAUCAUCAAUCGAGCCUACGAGACGCCAGACAAAACCCCGGAGAAGGAGCAGGAGGAGAGCAGAGAGGUGUACAGGUGUGAGGAGCAGCAGGAGGAGCAGCCGCUGAACAUGAAGAGGCUGAUUCUGAAGAACAUUGCUGUUUUGCUGAUUAUGUGCAAUGCUUCGCUGUGGCUCCUCCCUGCGUUUGGCUGCAGACCGCAGUAUGACAACGGGCUGGAGCAGGACAUUUACGGCUUCUCGGCGUGGACCACCGUUCUGAAUUUUGCCAUUCCCUUGAACCUUUUCUAUCGCAUGCACUCCGUUGCCUCCCUCUUUGAGGUGUUUCGCCGAGUUUGACGGAAAGGAUGGACACAGGGACACUUUUAAACAGCAGCUCUGGAGCACAGCGCAGGUCGGACUUUGGCAGCUGGCCACGCGGACAAACAAAAGGCUCCUCGCUGUAGAGACUCCAUAAAAAAAGAUGAACCUUUUACCCUGCAUUCCUUGAAGAGGUCAUGCGUAACAAAGCUUCCAAAAAAGGAUUAAUCUGGGAUGCACAUUUAAUUUUAAAGACAAUAUUUUGAAACAGACUUUCAGAAAUCUGAUUUUUUUCAACUAAAAAGCCUCUAAAAUGGAUCAACAAUUAAGUAACAGUACUGCAUUUUUAAAACCAUCUGUACUUUAAUAGUAGAAACCAUAAGAGCAUUUCUACUAAAACACGCAUACUAUCUAUGGAUUAAGUUCUCAUUUGACUUAAUUUGAGUUCAGUUAGAUAAGGGGAACACUUGAUCUUUAAGCCUAUUACAAUGCUUUGAUAUCAUAGUUGGAAGUUAGUUCUCAGACUAAGUUAAUUUCUCUCUCACUCAGCCAAGAUUCAUCAAUGACUUUGUGAAUGUUGAUCGUCUUGUUUUUUGCUGAAAGUUACACUUUAUCUGAACAAGGUUCUUUUCUUGAGUCAUGGACCAUUUAUGUUGCUCAACAUGCCAAAACAGACACAACCAGUGAUCUAUGUGAAAGCACACUUUUGUUAUAACAUCUUUUGUUUUUCUGUGGACAAAAUUUUGCACUACAUAAUUUAAGAUCAAAUCUACACAGAUGUUCAAUCAGGUGUCCAGCAAGUUCUCAGACGUCUUCUCUAGGUUUUCUCUAUGUGCCAAGUUGAAGGAAACAAAAAAUCCUUUUUACUUUUUCCCUUCUAUCUCUGCCAAUCAAAGCUAUUGUCGUAUAAUUGAGUUAGACGUGGAUGCAUAUAUUGAAAUAAAAAUUAGAUACCUUUUUUUGGUAAAACCCAAGACUAGUGAGUGUUCAUGA
Oryzias melastigma (Indian medaka) is the source of this 3349-nucleotide messenger RNA. RefSeq names its product otopetrin 1 (gene otop1). The coding region runs from base 653 to 2395 and encodes 580 amino acids. Lineage: Eukaryota; Metazoa; Chordata; Actinopteri; Beloniformes; Adrianichthyidae. Gene Ontology annotation, biological process: proton transmembrane transport; inner ear morphogenesis. The transcript has 6 exons. Gene Ontology annotation, molecular function: proton channel activity. The record is from RefSeq and is a predicted model, not a curated record. Gene Ontology annotation, cellular component: membrane.